AUGCAAUUAGAAAAAGUAAGAAUCCUAGGAAAUGAUUGUAUUCAUAUUGGAUAUAACAUCCAAGCCCAUAUAGUUAAAACUAUUCUGGAAACAUGCAUAUCAUCAACUUACGUAGUUAUAUGUGAUUCGAAUGUUACUGUAGUGCCAUACUUCGGUUCAUUGUGUGAAGCGUUGGAAAACAAGUUACCAGGCAAUUCGCGGUUGUUGAAACUCGUCAUACCGCCAGGUGAAAGUAACAAGACCAGAGAGCAGAAAGCUAAGAUAGAAGACUAUUUAUUGGCUCAAGGAUGUACUCGUGAUACCGUCAUUAUUGCAGUUGGUGGUGGUGUGAUUGGAGACAUGAUAGGUUUCGUCGCUGCGACUUUUAUGAGGGGGGUGCGCUUCGUUCAAGUCCCCACAACAUUGUUGGCAAUGGUUGAUUCUUCAAUAGGCGGCAAGACUGCAGUGGAUACUCCUGCAGGUAAAAACUUCAUUGGUUCUUUUUGGCAGCCAGAAUAUGUUAUGGUGGACGUAAGAUGGUUGGAAUCAUUGCCGCGUAGGGAAUUUAUUAACGGUAUUGCGGAGGUGAUAAAGACCGCAUGCAUUUGGAAUGCAGAGGAGUUUGCUCGGCUUGAAUCGAACUCUGAUGAGUUCUUGAGAGUGGUACAUGGUGACAAACGCAUAUCGGUCAUGGUUAACGGUAGUUUACAUGAUAUUUCUCACACGAACAUUGAACUUAUGCUACCACAUAUCUUCAAAAUGGUAUUGGAAUCCAUUAAAGUUAAAGCUCAUGUUGUAUCUUCUGAUGAACGUGAAUCUGGCUUGCGUAAUCUUCUAAACUUCGGUCAUACUAUUGGACAUGCUUAUGAAGCAAUUUUGACCCCAAAUGCUUUGCACGGUGAAUGUGUAUCAAUUGGUAUGGUUAAAGAAGCCGAAUUGUCACGGUACUUAAAUAUAAUGUCGCCCACGCAGGUUGCUCGUUUAACAAAAAUUUUGAGUUCGUAUGGGUUGCCGGUGUCUCCAGAUGAAAAGUGGUUCCAGGAGAUGACUAAUUAUAAGAACACACCAUUAGACGUUUUACUAGCCAAAAUGAGUAUUGACAAAAAGAACGAAGGUGCAAAAAAAAAGGUGGUUCUUCUAAAGACAAUUGGUGAGUGCUAUGGGAAUUCAGCUCAUUACGUGUCGGAUGAAGACUUGAAAGUUGUAUUAACAGAUGAAACAUUAGUUUAUCCGUUCAAUAAUAUUCCAUCUUCGCAGAAGAAAAUUGUUGUCCCUCCAGGGUCCAAAUCUAUCUCCAACAGAGCGUUAGUUUUAGCCGCGCUUGGAAAAGGGACUUGUAGGAUAAAGAACCUAUUACAUUCUGAUGAUACUAAACACAUGCUUCACGCUGUUGAGCGUUUGAAAGGUGCUACAAUUUCAUUCGAUGAUAAUGGAGAGACUGUUGUCGUUGAAGGCCAUGGUGGUACGACCUUACGAGCAACUUCAGAUCCAUUAUACUUGGGUAAUGCGGGGACUGCAUCAAGGUUCUUGACUUCAGUCGCAGCUUUAGUCAACUCGCAUGAAGAAAACGACUUUGUCGUUUUAACAGGAAAUUUGAGAAUGCAAGAAAGACCAAUCCGACCAUUAGUUGAAUCACUUCGUGCAAAUGGUAUAGAAAUCAAGUACUUGUUGAGAGAGGGAUCUUUACCUUUAAAAAUUUCUACCGGAUCUAAAUUGAAAGGUGGUAGAAUAGAACUAUCGGCCACUCUUUCUUCUCAGUAUGUGUCUUCGAUCUUAAUGUGCGCUCCCUAUGCAGAGGAGCCUGUUACUCUAGCACUCGUUGGCGGUAAACCUAUUUCUCAGCUCUAUGUCAACAUGACAAUCAAAAUGAUGGAAACUUUUGGGAUCAAAGUUACUCAAUCAAAUAGCGAGCCAUAUACGUACCAUAUUCCAAAAGGUCAUUAUAUUAAUCCUCCAGAAUAUGUCAUUGAAUCUGACGCUUCUUCUGCCACAUAUCCGUUAGCAUUUGCAGCAAUGACUGGUACUACCGUUACGAUUCCUAAUAUUGGUUUUGAAUCCUUACAGGGCGACGCCAGAUUUGCUCCUGAUGUUUUAAAGCCAAUGGGGUGCUCCGUUACACAAACUGCAACCUCAACUACAGUUACUGGUCCACCAAAAGGGCAAUUAAAGCCUUUAACUUUCGUUGAUAUGGAGCCUAUGACAGAUGCAUUUUUAACUGGAUGUGUCGUGGCUGCGAUCGCGAAUAACAAUGCUCCUGGCGAUAAAAAUAUAACUACAAUGGAAGGUAUUGCAAACCAGCGCGUUAAAGAAUGUAAUCGGAUACUGGCAAUGGUCACUGAACUUGCAAAAUUUGGCGUUCAAGCGAAUGAACUUCCAAAUGGUAUUCAAGUUUCAGGUAUUACCCUAGACAAACUCAGUGUGCCAAUUGAUUCCAAUGGUGUAGCUGGAGUCCAUACCUAUGAUGAUCAUCGUGUCGCAAUGAGUUUUUCGCUUUUAGCUGGUAUGGUUAACCUUGGCCGCCAACCCAAUAACACUGAGCCAGUAAGAAUCUUAGAAAGAAGAUGCACUAGUAAAACAUGGCCAGGUUGGUGGGACGUUUUGCAUUCAGUUUUGGGCGCCAGGUUGGAUGGUGCAGAACCUCAAAUAGAUUCUAAAUCCAAUAAAAGGAAAAGUGUUAUAAUCAUAGGAAUGAGGGCUGCCGGUAAGUCUACCUUGAGUAGUUGGUGUGCUGCUGCCCUAGGUUAUAAGUUGGUUGACUUGGAUAUUGAAUUUCAAAAGCACUAUGAUAAUCGAACGGUCAAAGAAUUUGUUGCAGAGAAUGGAUGGGAAGCAUUCAGAACAAAGGAGACAGAGAUAUUUAAGGGCUUGAUUGACUCACAUGGAGACGAUGGCUAUGUUUUUUCGACAGGUGGUGGAAUUGUCGAAAAUAAAGAGGCUCGGGACCUCCUCCAAGAGUUUAGUAAAAGUGGUGGGGUCGUUUUACAUUUGCAGAGAGAUAUUGAUAAAACUAUUGCACACUUACAAGUGGAUCCUACAAGACCAGCGUACGCAGAGAACAUUAGGAAUGUAUGGGAAAGAAGAGAAGCAUGGUAUCAUUCAACUUCUAAUUACACAUUUUAUUCACCACAUUGCUUAAAUGAAGCCGAAUUUCAGAACUUGGAGAGGGUUUUCACGGAGUAUAUUAAAAGAUUGUGCGGUGUGAGCUCUAUUAACCUUCCAAAACAAAGAUCCGCCUUUGUAUGCUUAACAUUCCCUGAUUUGGAACAGCACGUUGAUAAACUAGAAGAAAUUACUUACGGUUGUGAAGCCGUGGAACUUAGGGUUGAUCUUUUAAAAACUCACGAACCAAGUUUUGUUACUAAACAGUUGUCUAUUUUGCGCAUUUCAACUAAUUCCUUGCCCAUAAUAUUUACUGUAAGAACCAAAUCUCAAGGAGGUAGUUUUCCAGACAACGAUUUUGACGCAAUGAGUAAAUUAUUUGACAUUGCUUUGAAGGCAAAUGUCGAGUUUAUUGAUAUGGAAUUAAACUUACCACUGUUUAUCCAGAAGAAAUUAUUGAAGCAGAAAGGCAGAACUAAGAUUAUUGGAUCUUUCCAUGACUUUCCCGCCGAGUUCCCAUGGGACCACCCUGAAUGGCAAAAAAGAUUUGAACAGGCUGCUGCUUUGGAAGUAGAUGUCGUUAAAUUCGUUGGAACUCCACGUUCUUUUGAUGACAAUUUAAAAUUAGAACAAUUUAGAGCAGCUCACGCCGAUAGACCUUUGAUUGCUAUUAACAUGACAGAAGUAGGAAAGAUCACUAGGGUUUUGAAUACGUUGUUAACACCUGUAACGUCUGAACUUUUACCUUCAUCAUCUGCUCCUGGGCAGGUUACGCUACCAGAGAUCAACCGUUUAUACACCGCUCUAGGAGGCAUUGUACGAAAGGAAUUCUACAUAGUCGGAACCCCUAUUGGGCACUCGAUGUCCCCAAUUUUGCACCGGUCAGGCUAUGAGGUUUUGGGGUUGCCACAUGAGUUCAGCAAAUUUGAAAGUGAUUCUGCCGAAGAUGUAAACCGCAAGUUGUUAUCCAAGUCAAACCUUGGAGGAUUGGCAGUAACCAUUCCAUUGAAAAGAGAUAUUAUGAAAUACUUGGAUGAAUUUUCUGAUUCUGCAAAAGCUAUUGGUGCUGUUAAUACAGUUAUUCCAUUGUCCAAUGGAAAACUUUUAGGCGACAAUACAGACUGGAUUGGUAUCAAGAAUUCACUAAUAUACCAUAAUGUCCCUGAACAUGUAGAUGGGGUUGCUGGUUUAGUGAUUGGGAGUGGAGGGACUUCAAGAGCUGCCAUCUAUGCGUUGCACAAUUUAAGAUGCUCAAAAAUUUUCCUCGUUAACCGAACUAUUUCAAAACUUCAAGUUCUAAAGGAUGAUAUGCCGACCGAAUGCAACUUGCACAUCAUAGAAUCUCUAGAAGAUAUCAAAACCAUUAUUGAGCCUAUUGGCAUCAUUGUUAGUUGCGUUCCAGCUGAUGCUCCAAUGGAUAGUUCUUUAUUGGAGAAGGUACAGCGACUUUUGGCAAUGAAUAAGGGAAUUGCUUUUAAACCUACACUUCUAGAUGCUGCUUAUAAGCCCAGGAUCACCCCUGUUAUGCAACUUGCGAAGGAAAUGUAUAAUUGGCAAACUGUUCCAGGAACAGAAAUGUUGGUUCAUCAAGGCGUUGCCCAAUUUGAAUUAUGGAACAAAACUAAAGCUCCAUUUAAGAUCAUGCAUGACACUGUCACUAAAGGUUAG
This is a messenger RNA of Eremothecium sinecaudum, 4746 nucleotides long. It is a transcript of the gene ARO1, whose product is annotated as pentafunctional protein ARO1p. Lineage: Eukaryota; Fungi; Ascomycota; Saccharomycetes; Saccharomycetales; Saccharomycetaceae. The coding region runs from base 1 to 4746 and encodes 1581 amino acids. The transcript has a single exon. Gene Ontology annotation, molecular function: shikimate kinase activity; 3-phosphoshikimate 1-carboxyvinyltransferase activity; 3-dehydroquinate dehydratase activity. Gene Ontology annotation, biological process: chorismate biosynthetic process; aromatic amino acid biosynthetic process. Gene Ontology annotation, cellular component: cytoplasm. The record is from RefSeq and is a predicted model, not a curated record.